GAACGCACCCAGUCCCUCCCGGAAGGAGAUCUGGCAGGUCCCCAGGCUGCCUGCCCCGGGAGGCACACAGGGGGCAAGGGCCAGGUCCCAGCAGCAUCUCCAGCAAGACAGUCACGGGGAGGCCAUGGAGCAACUCUUUGUUUCCGUGGGGCUGCUCGUGUGCCUGGUUUGCCUGCUGAAGUGCGUGAGGCUUUCCCAGUACCUCUUACUGAGUUUCUGGAAUGUUUCACCAAGGUCUUUCCUGCGAUCGAUGGGACAGUGGGCAGUGAUCACCGGAGCAGGAGAUGGCAUCGGGAAAGCCUAUUCCUUUGAGCUGGCUAAACAUGGACUCAACGUCGUACUUAUCAGCCGGACACUGGAGAAGCUACAGGCCGUCGCAGAAGAGAUUGAAUGGACCACUGGAAGCUGUGUGAAGAUUGUACAAGCAGAUUUUACCAAAGAAGACAUCUAUGACCAUAUUAAAGAAAAACUUGAAGGCUUAGAGAUUGGAAUUUUAGUCAACAAUGUCGGAAUGCUCCCUAGCCUGCUCCCGAGCCAUUUCUUGAACACUCCCGGUGAGAUCCAGAGUCUCAUCCACUGCAACGUCACCUCUGUAGUCAAGAUGACACAGCUUGUUCUCAAACACAUGGAAUCAAGGCGGAGAGGCCUCAUCUUGAACAUUUCUUCUGGGAUAGCCCUUCGUCCCUGGCCUCUGUAUGCCCUCUACUCUGCUUCCAAGGCUUUUGUGUGCACAUUUUCCAAGGCCCUGCAUGUAGAAUACAGAGCUAAAGGAAUCAUUAUCCAGGUCCUGACCCCUUAUGCUGUCUCAACCCCAAUGACGAAGUAUCUAAACACCAACAUGGUGACCAAGACUGCCGAUGAGUUUGUUAAAGAGUCCUUGAAAUACGUCGCCAUUGGAGAUGAAACCUGCGGAUGUCUUGCACACGAAGUCUUGGCAAUAUUCCUGAACCUGAUCCCUUCUGGAAUCUUCUAUAGCAGCACCUUCCAACGGUUCCUCCUGACACACUACUCAGAUUACUUGAAGCGCAGUGUCAGCAACAGAUAGUGGUGGGUG
Mesocricetus auratus (golden hamster) is the source of this 1054-nucleotide messenger RNA. It is a transcript of the gene Hsd17b3, whose product is annotated as hydroxysteroid 17-beta dehydrogenase 3. The record is from RefSeq and is a predicted model, not a curated record. NCBI's taxonomy places the organism in Eukaryota, Metazoa, Chordata, Mammalia, Rodentia, Cricetidae. Gene Ontology annotation, cellular component: endoplasmic reticulum. Gene Ontology annotation, molecular function: oxidoreductase activity. The coding region runs from base 125 to 1045 and encodes 306 amino acids. The transcript is spliced from 11 exons.